Tinamus guttatus (white-throated tinamou) is the source of this 643-nucleotide messenger RNA. Lineage: Eukaryota; Metazoa; Chordata; Aves; Tinamiformes; Tinamidae. The record is from RefSeq and is a predicted model, not a curated record.
UUUCAGUCUGGGCUAUUGGGAGCUUCUUAUGAAGAUGUACAUGUUGGUUGAACACCGCACAAACCUUCUCCUCCACCUGAAGAGGUCACCUGGCAUCAGAUCUUGGUCUCUGUUUGUUGGAAUAGCCUCUAUAGGUUUGGCUGCUGCUUAUUAUAGUGCAGACAGCUUGGCCUGGAAACUCUUCUAUAUGGCUGGAUGUCUCUUUGUGGCAGUGCAGAAUCUGGAGCAGUGGGAGGAAGCUAUAUUUGAUAAGAACAAGGGAACCAUCUGCCUAAAAACAUUCAGUCUUUACAAAAAAAUACUGACCUUCUCAAAAGGAGGCCACGAGCAAGUUGUGGCUCUGCUGCACGAGGUGCGAGAUGUGAAUGUGGAAGAGGAGCCUGUGCGCUACUUUGGGAAGGGCUACCUGGUCGUGCUGCGAUUUAUCACUGGCUUUUCACACCCGCUGACUCAGAGUGCAGUGCUGGGCUGCAGGAGUGAUGUGGAAGCAAUUGCCAAACUCAUCACCAGUUUUCUGGAGCUGGACAGAGUAGAGAGCCAACACGAGCUCUCUCAGAGCAGCGAAACUGAGGCAAGCGAUGCUGAUGAGCCAGGGGAUAAUUAUUAACAGUCAUCGUCAACUGAAGAAAGUGGAAGCCUUCAC